Molecule: messenger RNA, 4593 nt
Organism: Coniosporium apollinis CBS 100218
Lineage: Eukaryota; Fungi; Ascomycota; Dothideomycetes
Exons: 3
Coding region: 1-4593 (1530 amino acids)
Cellular component (GO): trans-Golgi network
Source: RefSeq, a predicted model, not a curated record
AUGGUCGACUCUCUAUCGCCCAUCGCGCCGGCGCGCGUUCGGGCACUCCUUCUUCCUGUGGGAAGGAUCAAGCGGGCCAGCUUUAGGACUUUUACCAGUCUGAUCCAGGCUGAGAAUGCGGUGCGCUUGGGAGAUGUCAGCCCAGACCCUCGCCCUGACAGGAACAUGUUUUCUCCCCUCGCUUUUCCUGAUGGUCACGUGUUAUAUGAGAUGUCAACUUCUCAGUCGACUGCCUCUCAGCUCUCGUUGUCGCCCUUUGAAUUGUUCAGAGAGCCUCUGGUCAUCAUUGGAGUUGCCGACGGUAAAGAGUACGAAAUCUCGACUGGUCGUGUUGCAAAUUCUUCCGAGACUUCUGGGGUUGAUGAUUCGAAUGUCCAUCAGAUUCGGUCAGAGCUUCGAGAUGCAGUAGAGCUUCUUCGUGAGCGGUACUCUAGAACUCUGGUCAUUCGCCUCUUCAUGUUCAACCACCCUGCUGGUAUAGGCGAGGAAUGGCUUCCACAGGAAACAGCUGUCAUACCUCCUGUAGAGCAACUCAAAAUUACUACCAUGAAAACAGUCAUGUGUGAUCUCACCAGUAUGCUCCUUGCAGAGAUGACAACACUGGCAAGAUCAUACCAAGCCCUUCCAUCAAUAGCAUCACCGGGUCCUGGCCCAGGCGGUGCACCCACGGGCAACCACUCACACUCAUCGAGAGAUCCACCACUACUCAUGCGGAGCAAUUCGCAGUUGACCAAUGGAGUCCAUUCAGCUUCGCCAGCCCUGGAUCAACAAGCUAGCCAUCAUAGGCUCUCGAUGCCUGCGCACCUCCCUUCCUCGGUAGCUUCAACUCCGUUAGACGACUCUCGUCCUGGGACACCUGCCGAUGGUACUCGAACGCCGCCAGUGACCUUCGAUGAGAUUGCCGGACCUGGCUCUACUGAUGAUGGAAGCGGCUUAGCCAGCUCAGUUACCCUUUCGCGUGCCUCGAGCGCUUCUCGGGAAGCAAGUAGAGAUCGUGUCUCUGUCCACGGAUUCGGUUCAGGUAGUGUAAGUGAACGAGCUCGAAACAAGGGCAAGGGAAGAGUGGGCAUAGUCCUUGGCAGCAUUUACUUGCUCGCUGGCCGCUGGCAUGAUGCCAUGCGGGAGCUCGUGGAUCACACUUCAAAAGCCCGCGCCUUCAGCGACCAUCUAUGGCACGCCAAAGGUCUGGAGAACAUACUUGUGUGUAUGCUCCUGCUGCUGUGGGCUGGUGUAGAUUUUAAGAUCCCUCAGAUUUGCUAUCCGAUUACGGGCAAGGCGCUCAGUAUCAGGUCAUCUGUGCAAACACCAUCGGCAAGCGAGAACGACCUAUCCACGCUCGGAUCCCCUAAGUCUUCGGCGCAGGGCGGCGCGGCACGGCACCUAGCUGAUCUCUUGCCUGAAUUAAUUGACAUGAUCUUAAAUAUCUACGGCCGCGCGGCGAACUUUACUGGCGAAGCAAUGCCGCAGCUCGCCAUUGCAGAGUGUACCAUCCGCUCCGCCAAGUCACUCGCAGCGUUGCAUCUGGCUAACGGAGUCUUGAGCGUUGCCGCGCUCGACCACUUGGUAAGAGGCGUACCGUUCGAACCAGCUCCAGACCUCUUCGUACCGAAACCGACCAUCAGGCCCACCAAGCAUGAUAUCUCGUCUAUGCUAUUUGACGCAUUGGCUUGUUCAUCCGAAUCAUCCCGGUUAACAGCUAUUGACCGGCUGGCAAUCUUGGGCGGCAUAGCUUCGGUUUUCUCUUCCCUGGGAUUGAGGAGGCAGAAAGCGUUGAUCAUUAAGGAGUACAUAGCCGUUUUGAUCCCUGCCUUGGUACAGGCCCGGAAAAUCGGUGCAGCUGAGAUGGGAGUUCACCCUACUGCAGGACUAGCAGAAGUCAACAUGGCGAGUGAACAGUUAGGCGGAGCCAAACCGCUCGACUCAGGCCAAGCCGUAUCAGAAGAUAACAUUGAACGGGUUCUCGAAGUCGUUUGCCGUACCUAUGGAAUACCAGCACUCGAACUGUCGACGAAAGCGGAUUCUUCUGACCGACAAGUACAGCGCUUGACUGAGCCGGUUGAGUCUGACCUACAAAAUGCCGCUCCUCUCCAAAGACUUUCCGAUCUCGCCGCCUCUCGCUCCUUUGGCAGCCUGAACCUCAAGCUCGAUGUACUACGGGCCUGCAUUGAUUUGUCUGAAGCUCUACCAAACUUUAAGGGGGUUCUGCAUUUUACUGCCGCUUUACUGCGAGCCGCCGGGCCGGCUAGAGCGCCAAGUUUUAGCACCAUGGGAGUUCUGGUUGUGCUGGCCAAGGAAGAGCAGGUGCGGCUGGCGACCAUUGUCUCUCGGACCAUCAGCGCCGCCAAAACAAUAGGCUUGAAGAACCUGGAAACUGACUAUUGGGAUGAUUUCCUUGUACGCGGCGUUACCCUUAUGGAGCCGUCUCCGUCCAAGCUCCUCUUACGACAUCGCAAAACUGAGCUUGACGGUACGAGGCAACAAAGCAAAACGAACGGUCCAUUUAUCCACAAUCCCUUCAUGAAGAAGCCGGAGAAUCUUGACACUGAAUGGGUCCUGGCGGCCGGCGAGCAGUACGAGUUCAUUGUCACUUUACAGAACCUGUAUGAGUUCGACCUGGAGAUCGAAUCGCUGAAGCUAGUGUGUCAUGAUGUUGAGCUCGAAUCUUUGCAUAGUAAUUUGUGGCUGGGCCCCUGGCGAGCGCAAAAGUUUGCUAUCCCUGCUGUUGCGCGCUCUACGGGCACUGCCCGUGUUACUGGAUGCUCAGUGAAGAUCAAAGGGUGCCGAGAACGCGAAUUUCCUAUCUUCCGCGAACCGUGGCGAGCAGCAAUCGAAAAGAAGAUAAAAGGGAUAGGGCUCCGCGCAGUUGAGGCUCCCAGCUCACUCCCGCUGUCUGGUGCAUCUACUUCAUCGGAUACAAAAUAUGCCACAACCAGUCCCAUAACCAGCAGUCUUGUGUUCACCGUGCUUCCUCAGCAACCUAUCAUCCGCUUAUCACACAUCUCUAUCCCACAAUCUGCAGUUAUGGUUCUAGAGGGCGAACGAAAGAUCUUCUCGAUAACCCUUGAGAACCUGACAGAUACUGCUGUGGACUUCAUUCACGUUUCUCUCCAAGACUCCACCAUGGCACCUCUUCAAGCUCUUCUGAGCAACAAGACACUACCACCAGCUGAGUUCUACGAACACGAGAGGCAACUGCUCGAUCCAUGUGUCCGGUUACAUCGCUCCGGUGAACGUCAACCAACGCAGAUCAAUGCGAAGGGCCAAGCGAUGUUCCAGAUUGAAAUUCUCGGGAGAUACGGCUUGACCGAGUGUGUAGUGCAGUUCAACUAUGCACAUCUAGGGGUACCUUCAGAUCAGAUCAGCGACAAGUUCUAUACCAGACAGGUUUCGGUCCCAGUCGCUAUCACUGUUAAUGCCGCUGUUCAGCUUCAUCGCAUAGACAUUGUCCCAUUCCUUGGAGAUUUCGCUUGGUCGAACCAGCACCGCCAGCGUGCUUUCAGCCGGACCAGCAGCGACAAGUCCACGAGUAGGAGAUCGCUGGCCAAACCUGCCGAUGAAGGAGGGAAUCCCUUCAAAAGCUUACUUGGACGAGUCGGACGCCGGAGUAAUGACGCUGACCACUGCCUUGUGCUCCUCGAUCUUAGGAAUGGGUGGCCCAAUCCGUUGUCCGUUUCGGUACAGGUCCGUGAGAAGUCGUCAGGUGACGACACUCCCGACGAGGAGUGGCGGAGAGCGUAUACCGUACAUAGCCUCAUCCAGCCCGGGCACGUCGAGCGGCUGCUUAUGCUGCUACCGAAGACCUAUCUGAAGAACCCGCAUCUUCCAAUACCCUCCUUGAACCCGGCCAAUCAACGUCAGUAUGUGGUCAGUGCGAGCAACAUAUCUCCAGAGGUCGAGCUUGCUAACCGCGAGCUCUUCUGGUGCCGAGAAUCCCUAUUGAGCAAUAUACGCGGCAGUUGGGAAGACAGUUCCAGCGGCAGGAGAGGCGAGAUCGACCUUCGAGGCAUUCGACUGAGCUCAAAGAUGACCGAAGCAAUGCGGCUUGAUGACAUUGCCGUCGAAAUGAGCGUCACGGCCGGAAUGAACGGUACUGCCAGCUCCGUACGACAGUUCGGACGGUCCAGAUUCGAGAUCACCGUUGAUGAGCAACUGAUCCUUACAACGAAAAUGUACAACAGAUCCGCGUCAUCAAUCUUACCGUUACUGCGACUGCAGCCAAGACUUGCAAGUCAGCCGCACGGCGUAGCACUGGAUCUGGACAAGCGAUUUACCUGCGAUGGUCUGCUGCAGCGACCCUUCCCGCUGCUGCACCCCGGGCAAACCGCAGAGGCCGUCCUGGGGAUAUGUGCUUCCUGCGCGGGUCAUUUCGAGAUCGGUGCGACAGUGGAGGAGAUUCAGCCAUGGUACGAAGAGCGGGGAAGCGGGAAUCAGAACAGAACAAGGGCUGAUACCGGACGGCUGCAUGACAAAUUGAUCGGCGAGGUUGGCAAGCGUAUGUGGCAUGCAUCGGAGGUGUGCUCAAUAGUCGCCAAACAGCCGGAAGCAGGAUGGGUUGAAGACAUUCUGGCAGACAUGGCGGAGUCUGAGAGAUAA